Molecule: messenger RNA, 5836 nt
Organism: Ilex paraguariensis (yerba mate)
Lineage: Eukaryota; Viridiplantae; Streptophyta; Magnoliopsida; Aquifoliales; Aquifoliaceae
Source: the annotation of a GenBank genome assembly
GCUCUUUAUAAAGCUUCUGCUAGCAGUGCAGCCAUGGUUUCAGAUUAUGUUGGAUAUCUUGAAAAGGGGCAAAUUCCUCCUAAGAAUAUAUCAUUGGUUCAUUCUCAAGUUUCUCUGAAUAUCGAAGGAAGCAAAUACACAAUUGAUAUGGUGAGGAGAGGACCAGGAAGUUACAGACUGAGGAUGAAUGAAUCAAAGAUUGAAGCGGAGAUACAUACUCUACGUGAUGGGGGUUUGUUGAUGCAGUUGGAUGGAAAGAGUCACGUUAUAUAUGCAGAGGAAGAAGCAGCUGGAACACGUCUUCUGAUUGAUGGAAGGACAUGCUUGCUUCAGAACGAUCAUGAUCCAUCUAAGUUAGUGGCAGAGACACCAUGCAAACUAUUAUGGUUUUUGGUCUCAGAUGGUAGUCAUGUUGAUGCUGACACUCCAUAUGCGGAAGUUGAGGUUAUGAAGAUGUGUAUGCCACUUCUUUCACCUGCUUCUGGAGUUAUCCAAUUUAAUAUGUCUGAAGGUCAAGCAAUGCAGGCUGGAGAGCUUAUAGCAAGGCUUGAUCUGGAUGAUACUUCAGCUGUGAGAAAAGCAGAACCUUUCCAUGGGAGCUUCCCAGUUCUGGGGCCUCCAACUGCAAUAUCUGGAAAGGUUCAUCAGAGGUGUGCUGCAAGCUUGAAUGCAGCUCAAAUGAUUCUUGCUGGAUAUGAGCAUAAUAUCGAUGAAGUAGUGCAAAACUUGCUCAGUUGUCUUGACAAUCCUGAACUGCCUUUCCUCCAGUGGCAAGAGUGCUUGUCUGUUCUGGCAACCAGACUUCCUAAAGACCUCAGAUAUGAGUUGGAAUCAAAGUAUAAGGAGUAUGAAGGCAUCUCCAGCUUGCAAAAUGUUGACUUUCCUGCCAAAAUUUUGCGAAGUGUUCUUGAGGCCCAUCUAAACUCAUGCCCUGAUAAAGAAAAGGGAGCCCAAGAAAGGCUUGUUGAGCCUUUGAUGAGUCUUGCUAAGUCUUAUGAGGGUGGAAGAGAGAGUCAUGCCGGUGUUAUUGUUCAGGCCCUUUUUGAAGGGUAUUUAUCUGUUGAAGAAUUAUUUAGCGACAAUAUUCAGGCUGACGUGAUUGAACGUCUUCGUCUUCAAUAUAAGAAAGAUCUCCUGAAGGUUGUGGACAUCGUUCUUUCUCAUCAGGGUGUUAGGAGCAAAAAUAAGCUGAUACUACGGCUCAUGGAACAAUUGGUGUACCCCAACCCUGCUGCAUACAGGGACAAACUAAUACGAUUCUCUGCACUAAACCAUACAAAUUAUUCCGAGCUAGCACUGAAGGCGAGUCAACUGCUAGAACAGACCAAAUUGAGUGAACUUCGGUCCAACAGUGCCAGAAGUCUUUCUGAACUAGAGAUGUUUACUGAAGAAGGUGAAAACAUGGAUACUCCUAAGAGGAAAAGUGCUAUCAAUGAACGGAUGGAGGAUCUUGUGAGUGCUCCUUUAGCAGUUGAAGACGCCCUUGUAGGACUUUUUGAUCACAGUGAUCACACCCUUCAGAGGCGGGUGGUGGAGACUUAUGUUCGUAGACUGUAUCAGCCAUACCUUGUAAAGGGUAGUGUCAGGAUGCAGUGGCAUAGAUCUGGUCUUAUUGCUUCAUGGGAGUUCUUGGAAGAGCAUAUAGAGAGGAUGAAUGUGUCUGAAGAUCAUAUGAUGGACAAAACAAUGGCUGAGAAACAUGGUGAAAGGAAAUGGGGAGCCAUGCUUAUCAUCAAAUCUCUUCAUUUAUUGCCAACAGUGAUAAGUGCUGCAUUGAGGGAAACUACUAACAACUUCAAUGACGCAAUGACAAAUGUAUCUGUUCAUCCAGCUACCCAUGGUAACAUGAUGCAUAUUGCAUUGGUGGGCAUCAAUAACCAGAUGAGUUAUCUUCAGGACAGUGGCGAUGAGGAUCAGGCUCAAGAGAGAAUUGACAAGUUGGCCAAAAUACUUAGGGAGAAAGAAGUAAGCUCCAGUCUCAGAAAUGCAGGUGUUGGGGUUAUCAGCUGCAUCAUACAGAGAGAUGAAGGGCGGGGCCCUAUGAGGCACUCCUUCCAUUGGUCAGCAGAGAAGCUCUUUUAUGAGGAAGCUCCUUUAUUGCGUCACCUGGAGCCUCCUCUAUCCAUAUACCUUGAAUUGGGCAAAUUGAAGGGAUAUGAGAAUAUACAGUAUACUCCAUCCCGAGACCGUCAGUGGCACCUAUACACUGUUGUAGACAAGCCAGUACCAAUCCAGAGGAUGUUUCUCAGAACACUCGUAAGGCAGUCUACAACAAAUGAAGGGUUCACAGGGUAUCAAGGGCUUGACAUGGGCACAGCCCAAUCACAGUGGGCUUUGUCUUUUACUUCAAGGAGCAUUUUGAGGUCUUUAAUGACUGCAAUGGAGGAGUUGGAACUCCAUAUGCAUAAUGCCACAGUCAAAUCAGACCAUGCUCAUAUGUACCUAUAUAUCUUACGGGAGCAACAAAUUGAUGAUCUUGUGCCUUUCUCCAAGAGAAUUGACAUAGAUGCUGGUCAAGAAGAAGCUGCAGUGGAGACAAUCUUGAAAGAGAUGGCACAUGAAAUUCAUGCAUCCAUUGGUGUGAAAAUGCAUCGGUUAGGUGUUUGUGAGUGGGAAGUGAAGCUUUGGAUGUCAUCUGUUGGACAAGCCAAUGGUACUUGGAGGGUUGUGGUUACAAAUGUGACAGGUCACACCUGCAUUGUGCAUAUAUACCGAGAACUGGAAGAUACCGGCAAACAAAAGGCGGUCUACCAUUCUACCUCUGCACAAGGCCCUUUGCAUGGUGUACCUGUGAAUGCACAAUAUCAACCUCUGGGAGUUCUUGAUCGGAAACGGCUUCUAGCCAGGAAGGGCAACACCACUUACUGCUAUGAUUUCCCACUGGCAUUUGAAGCGGCCUUGGAAAAGUCUUGGGCAUCCCAUUGUUCAGGUUCUACCAAAUCCAAGGGUAAAGUUCUUCUCAAAGUCAUGGAGUUCAUUUUUGCUGACCAGAAAGGUACCUGGGGUACUCCUCUUGUUUCCGUGGAGCGCCAACCUGGGCUCAAUGAUGUUGGCAUGGUAGCCUGGCGUAUGGAAAUGUCUACGCCUGAGUUUCCUUGUGGAAGGACAAUUUUGGUAGUAGCAAAUGAUGUGACCUUCAAAAAUGGAUCUUUCGGCCCUAGAGAGGAUGCAUUUUUCCAAGCUGUGACUGAUCUAGCUUGCACUAAGAAACUGCCUCUCAUUUAUCUGGCAGCAAACUCAGGAGCCCGUAUAGGGGUAGCCGAGGAAGUAAAAUCUUGCUUUAAAGUUGGCUGGUCAGAGGAAUCAAGCCCGGAGCGUGGUUUUCAGUAUAUAUAUAUAACUCCAGAGGAUCAUGCCCGCAUUGGAUCGUCUGUGAUAGCACAUGAGUUGAAGCUGUCAAGUGCAGAAACCCGAUGGGUACUAGACACUAUUGUAGGAAAGGAGGAUGGCCUGGGCGUUGAGAACUUAACUGGUAGUGGAGCCAUUGCCGGUGCAUAUUCAAGGGCAUACAUGGAAACCUUUACCUUGACAUAUGUGACAGGAAGAACUGUUGGUAUAGGUGCUUAUCUAUCUCGUCUUGGGAUUCGUUGUAUACAGAAGCUCGAUCAGCCUAUAAUUUUAACUGGGUUUUCAGCACUAAAUAAACUUUUGGGUCGGGAGGUCUACAGCUCCCACAUGCAACUUGGUGGACCUAAAAUCAUGGCAACCAAUGGUGUCGUUCAUUUGACUGUUUAUGAUGAUCUUGAAGGGAUUUCGGCCAUUUUGAAGUGGUUAAGCUUUGUUCCACCCUACUCAGGCGGUCCACUUCCCAUUGUGACUCCCUUGGAUCCCCCAGAGAGGCCUGUUGAGUACCUUCCCGAGAACACUUGCGAUCCCCGUGCAGCUAUCUGUGGUGCCCUGGACAGUAGUGGGAAGUGGCUGGGAGGUAUAUUUGACAGGGAUACCUUUGUUGAGACGCUGGAAGGCUGGGCAAGAACAGUUGUGACCGGACGGGCAAAGCUUGGAGGAAUUCCUGUAGGUAUAGUUGCUGUUGAGACUCAAACAAUGAUGCAAGUUAUACCCGCAGACCCUGGGCAACUUGAUUCCCAUGAAAGGGUUGUCCCUCAAGCUGGGCAAGUAUGGUUUCCUGAUUCUGCUACUAAGACAGCUCAAGCAUUGAUGGAUUUCAACAGAGAAGAGCUUCCUCUUUUCAUUCUUGCUAACUGGAGAGGCUUUUCAGGUGGACAGAGGGACCUUUUUGAAGGAAUCCUUCAGGCUGGAUCAACCAUUGUUGAGAACCUUAGAACAUACAAGCAGCCUGUUUUUGUGUACAUCCCCAUGACGGGUGAGCUCCGUGGUGGGGCAUGGGUUGUGGUGGACAGUAAGAUCAACUCAGACCAUAUUGAAAUGUAUGCCGAACGAACAGCGAAAGGAAAUGUCCUCGAGCCAGAAGGUAUGAUUGAGAUCAAGUUCAGAACAAAAGAACAAGUGGAGUGCAUGGGUAGGCUCGACCAACAGCUGAUAAAUCUGAAGGAAAAACUUUUGGAAGCCAGGAGCACAGGGGCCUAUAUGAUUGCUGAAACAUUACAACAGCAGAUAAAAGCUCGGGAGAAGCAGCUUUUGCCAGUGUACACUCAGAUAGCUACAAAAUUUGCAGAAUUGCAUGAUACUUCAUUCAGAAUGGCUGCAAAAGGGGUGAUCAGACUAGUUAUUGACUGGACUAAUUCGCGGUCCUUCUUCUGCAAAAGAUUGCACCGGAGAGUUGUUGAGGGAACAUUGAUCAAGACGGUGAGAGAAACUUCUGGUGACCAGCUUUCGUAUAGAUAUGCAAUGGACAUGAUAAAGAAGUGGUUUUUAAACUCCAAAAACGUGGGAGGCAGAGAAGAAGAUGCUUGGAUGGAUGAUAAAGCUUUCUUCACAUGGAUAAAUGAUCCUGGAAACUAUGCAGAACAUCUGCAGGAGUUGCGUUUGCAGAAAGUGUUGCUUCAGUUAUCAAAGAUUGGUGAUUCAACAUCAGAUUUACGAGCUCUACCACAAGGUCUUGCCGCCCUUUUAAGCAAGGUGGAACCAUCAACUAGAGAACAAUUAAUUCAUGAACUUCGACAAGUGCUCAAUUGAUUAGAUAGCUUGUAACUCAACAGGCAAGUAUAGUUCCAAAAUCAACUCCUUUUGCUCCUGGGUCAUAGUUCUAUUUUGAUCAUGAACUAUCUACAUACUAGGAGUAACCCGUGCAUGAAGGUACGUUGCGAUGUAAACCAACUAAUUAAUUUGAAAAAAAAAAAAGUUACUUUAAAUUGUUUUAAUUAAAGAAAUUAAAAUCAAUAUAAACAAGUUGACAUUUAUUGGUAAUUACUAUUUCAACAGAUAUUGCUCUAUCAAUAGGAGCCCAAAAAAUUCGCAACUUGUCUACAAAAUUCAAAGUCUCUUGAAUUUACGGUUCACAAUCAAAUAUCACAAUAAUCACUCGUAGUAUGAAGGAGUUGGAGAAGCUUGGAAUUCAAUGGAUACUGCCUGGCCAUAAUGUACUCGUCUUCUCGGUGAAAUGAAACUUCACUGGUAGUAUGAAGGAGUUGGAGAAGCUCUUGGGUAGUUAUUGGCUUGAAAACUGUUGAUAUUGGUAGUCUGAUAGGGGUGAGUCUCCAAUUGUUUCAGUUGGCUGGUUGUAUUUCAUCAGCUUCUACCUGGGUGCCUGAUUAAUCUUUUUUUAUAUUUCAAUUAUUCUGUUGGUAUUCAACAACAUUCUUUUUGUUCUGUCCAGCUUUUAUCUCCUCUUUUCAUAAAUAGAGGAUAUUUUUUUUAUCUUAAUGCAAUCAAUGGCGGUGUUUCAAGAUUGUGAAAGUGUUCAGUAGUAAUGGUG